This is a messenger RNA of Frieseomelitta varia, 1842 nucleotides long. RefSeq names its product peroxisomal biogenesis factor 3 (gene Pex3). The record is from RefSeq and is a predicted model, not a curated record. Bases 628 to 1749 code for a protein of 373 amino acids. The transcript is spliced from 2 exons. Gene Ontology annotation, cellular component: peroxisomal membrane. NCBI's taxonomy places the organism in Eukaryota, Metazoa, Arthropoda, Insecta, Hymenoptera, Apidae. Gene Ontology annotation, biological process: protein import into peroxisome membrane. Gene Ontology annotation, molecular function: protein-macromolecule adaptor activity.
CCUUCUAUAUCAUUUAUAACCGUUCCUCGACUUUAUCAACGUCAUUCUACAUCUUUCCUUGAAAACAGCCAUUUAAGUAUACCUACACAUAAUGGUUCUCAGUCGUCUAGAAAACGGUGAACGUUGAGGAGGAGAAUCGUGGGGGAAGGGAAAUAGUUGCAUAAUAAUCGUGGAGUUUGCUCUCAGAGUUUCCUCUCAGAGCCACCAGUCAGACUCAUCAGUGGGACUGGGCUGAUGGUACUCUUACUCCAGAUGCUUGGAUAAGGAACUCAAAAGUGGGCACCAUUUUAGAGAGGGGAUUGCAAAUUGUGCUAAUGAUGAACAUCUUUAACGAUACCAUUGAUUUAUCGGUGAGCUGUUGCAGCCACUGCAGUCGUUGGAGAUUGAAGUUAUGAAACUUGUAUCACAGACAAGGCACAUGAACUUCGUCAUAUACCUCGUCUGUGCUUGUAUUUAUUGAAUGACACGGAUUGUAGCACUAGAUGGAGCCACUAUCUCUCAUCAUGGUAACCGGUUGCAGAGAGAGACAUUGGAAUUGGAAUUGGAAUGAGAUAGUGGAAUUAGUACGCGCAAGUCCUGUAAUAACGUUGGAAGCUAAGACGUUAGGAAGAUUUUGAUAAGAUAAAAAUGUUUUCAUCAAGUCUUCGUGAAUUUGUGAGCCGUCAUAGACGAAAGUUUAUAGUGGGCGGCAUUAUUGUUAGUACUAUUGUUUUUAUUAGAUAUACAGCACGUAGGCUUCGAGAGUGGCAAGAAAAAGAAAUAAAAGACAUGUUGGACAAAUCUAAACGACGACAAUAUUUUGAUUGCAAUGAAAGAACUUGCAGUCAAAUGAUAAUGUCUCUUAUAGCAACUUUAAGAGAUUCCAUAAUAAAUGUUGUGGAUACUGAAGCUGUUGUGAACAAACUUAGAAGUGGUUGUCCUGAUAAAAUAGCAUGUUGGAAUGAGUUGAAAAUUUUAGCAAUUACCAGAUCUGCUGUGGUAGUAUAUUCAUAUGCGAUGUUAGCAACGUUAAUAAGAAUUCAAUUUAAUAUAAUAGGUGGUCAUGUAUACAAAGAUAUUCAAAAUUCCAAUGGCACAGCUACAGAAAAUAUCAUACAAACAAAAUACAUGUCAAUUUCACGUCACUUUAUAUAUGAAGAAAUUAAAAAAUUGACUUCACUUAUAAAAAGUAAAGUGGCAGAAAUAACAGCAUCAAUUUCUUUGAAAGAUGAAUUGACUUUAAAAGAUAUAGAAGAAAUAUAUUGGGCCUUAACAUCUUCUAUAUCUACAGAUAGUUCAAAAGACCCUGUAAAAAAUCUUGCCGAAUAUAUGUUAUUACCAAAUUGUGAGGAAGAAAAAACACCUGUAUUAUUAAAAUUAUUCAAUGAGACAUUGGAUCUACUAGAAAGUGAAGAAGUACAAAAUUUGACACAAAGUAAUAUUAGAGGCGGAUUUAGCUUACUAGUGGACCAUAUUUCUGCAUUCUUUGUUAUUUCCCCUGUAAUAGAAAAUGGUAAAUCUAUUGAAAAUGGUAUAUCAGUACCAGGAACGUCAAAUCAGACAAGCAUAAACACAAAAUAUGAUUCAAGUGCAUUUAUAAAUAUUAAUAAGGUAUCUAUGCCAAUGGCUAAAAUAAUACCUAUUAUAAAUGGACAAGUACCAGAUAAAACAACAUUAAAAGAUUUUCAAAGCGAUUUGUUACAGCGUCUUAUAACAAAUGAUGAACUUAAGACACUUGGAGCAAAUAUUUAUGAAGCAUUUAGUUUUUAAAGAUAGAUAGAUAAACAUUUUAUUUUGGUCUGACAGCUUUGGUUUACAAUUCUUUACAACAAUAUAUAAUAAAAUACUGUAUAAUAAAAUAUA